CUCGACGCGAUCCGAUCGGGAAAUCGCGUCUCCGGGAGCGUCGAUAGACCUCGGCUGCAGGAUCGAAAUCGGCCAUCUCGAGCACCAGAUGAGUAUAUCCUUAGGAAAAUCCGUACAAACAGGCAGUUUCCAAGCGAGCGCCGUCCGAACCGGUUCGCCACGUUGUUGCAUCCUUGCCCGAAGGUCCCCCUGCAAAGUUUCGAAGGACCUCGGAAGGACGGUGCCGAUUUCAUCAAAUUUUUUUCAAACACACAACGCUCGCAUACUGCGCAUAGGCUCAGUCGACGAUGAAGGUCGCGGCCUUGGUCCUUGGAUUUUUCGCCACGUCGACGAUCUCGAGGAGCGUAAGGGCCGAGCCUUAUGCCGAGGACACGCUAGUCAAGGCCCUCUUCAAGGUGAAGAAACGGCACGAAGACUGGAGCUACUUGGAACAGUGUGGAGUCGUCAAGUUCUGGAGAAACGAGCAGCCAGGAGUCGUCAGUGUCCUGGCCUUCCUGGACGCAUCCUGGAAGUUCAGCCACGGACAGGCGACCAUGCUGAGGUUGCUGAGGGAUCGUUUCGAGAGGUCCGGACUUUACGACGUGCGCUUCUUCGUGGUAAACGCGAUUUCCUCGACGUCCUCUCCCGAGGACGAAGAGGAAAGGGAAGUCUGGGAAGAGGUUUCGCCUUUUGAGGACGAUUUCCAGCUGAGAGAGAAUUCUGUCGAGGCUCUGAUGAAGGAGGCGGGUCCAGACAUCCUGAUGAUCCAGGACACGGAGGAUCUUCGCAUUUGGGAGGAAUUACACGCCUCCAAGGAUCAGAUCGCGGUCGUCGACCGGUGUGGCAGGUUGACUUAUCAAGUAAUCGUCCCUUGGAGCAUUUUGCAUUUCCCCUACGUGAAAGCAGCGAUCCUUUCGACAUACGAGGACGAUCCUUGUGGCACCUGUAACCGAACGAGCGAAAGUCCCACAGUGGAACCCAUCGAUCAGCAAAGUCCGGACAAUUUGAGACUGGAAAAUGAGGAGCAUAAUUUCCUAGACGAUGGAAAUUACCAUACCACGUCAUUUAGUUACAAGUUGUCGGAAAAUUUGGCUGACACCACGGUAACAACUUCCGAGGACGCCACAAAAAAUUCAGAAGUCGAAUUAUCGACGACAAAAGGUGGCAAAGAUCCAGAAGUAACGACACCCAGUUUUAACAUCGCUGGCGAUUCCGAUGAGAAAUUGGUACAGGAAAAAAAUGAGGGAGAAAGAAUCAAUGAUCUCAGCACAGAAAAUAAUGUCAACGAAGAGACGACGAGAUCGUACUUUUCCUCAGAAUUCGAGAGCGAGGACGUGACCGAUUUUCGUACCGAAGAUCUCACCGAGGUGGAUACACCCUCUACGAGAAAUUCGGAAAUCGGAGAUCCUCUUACUGAAAAUACGGCUAUCGAAGUGGAUUUCCAAACCGAAGAGCCCAGAAUGACGGUGGAUACUUCUACGGAGAUCGAUAAUUUCGAAGUCGAGCCUAUAACGACGGACACGUCCCUUGAAAUGAAUUUUGAAGAAACGAGCACCGACCAAGACGCUCUUCUGGAGGAUGUCGAAGAAGUCAAAGAGAACUUCGUCGAAGUGCCUUCUCUAUUGUCCAGUCUCGAAGAGUCUCGCGAAGAAGAACAAAUAAAUUCGGAGGAACACGAUACGAAGCAUGUAGUGGAUGAUUUUUCUGAUCCUGAUGACGUCAUGCCGAUUCGGAUAAUAAUGCACGCUCCGCAUUUGCAUGAGCGAAAUCACGCGAUAAAGAAGCACGAAUAUUUAGUCUUGAAGACAGGAGUACCGGACUAUCACGAGCACCUCGACCCGGGAGAGGAAAUUGAAUUGAGCCACAGAAUUCCAGGUUUUAAAAAGCUGGAUAAAUUAAGCAUGAAAGAGCUGGCCGCAGAUUUGGGCUCGGAGGAGGUCAACGAGGAAGGAAAAAAGGGAACACGGAGGAAGAAUGGAGUUCUGUUGGAUAUUUUUGGUAACGACGAAAGUCCAGGAUUUUACGGGGAAGAUGCCGACUAUUGGCGGAAUCAUGGAAACGUGGAGUACCAUGAAGGAAUUCAGACAUUGCGGCCUGACAUUAAUCAAGCUUAUGUACGGAACGACGAAGAUUCGCCGACAAGAGCACCGGAUUUGAUCGAGGAUGUAUUGAAUGGUAAAAGUAAUUUCGUAGACAUGAAAAAACCGAUCUACGGACUUAAUGACAAUGACCAGACGCGGGAAGAAUCGGUACAAAUGUUUGGAACCGAGGAAGCGAUCGGUGGCGAAGACGAUGAAGACAUCGAUCCGGGAGAGGAAGAGAUUAAAAGUAGAUUAAUAGCUCAUUACAGUAAAUUACUACCAUGGAUAUAUUACGUACUUGAUUAGUAUGCUAAAGUGGGCUUAACGAUCCAGAGAAUUAACUGAAAAGUAACGUGGAAUAAGAUUAUAAAAUAUAUUUCACGUGCAAUUCAUAAAACAUAUUUUUAUAUACCUAAUUAUAGAUAUAGCAAUAUAUCUUUGUUUCACGUUACCG
Molecule: messenger RNA, 2514 nt
Organism: Orussus abietinus
Lineage: Eukaryota; Metazoa; Arthropoda; Insecta; Hymenoptera; Orussidae
Exons: 7
Coding region: 288-2366 (692 amino acids)
Biological process (GO): selenium compound metabolic process
Cellular component (GO): extracellular region
Molecular function (GO): selenium binding
Source: RefSeq, a predicted model, not a curated record